Messenger RNA from Cynara cardunculus var. scolymus (artichoke), 1916 nucleotides. RefSeq names its product serine hydroxymethyltransferase 3, chloroplastic. The record is from RefSeq and is a predicted model, not a curated record. The transcript has 12 exons. Bases 149 to 1738 code for a protein of 529 amino acids. Gene Ontology annotation, molecular function: pyridoxal phosphate binding; serine binding; zinc ion binding. Gene Ontology annotation, biological process: tetrahydrofolate interconversion; folic acid metabolic process; L-serine catabolic process. Gene Ontology annotation, cellular component: cytoplasm. Lineage: Eukaryota; Viridiplantae; Streptophyta; Magnoliopsida; Asterales; Asteraceae.
UGCGUUACACUCCCACCUUAUAAAAACAAGCUCUAUUUACCACCAUUAAUCGUUCUAAAACCCUAGGCCGAUUUCCAUCCCUGUUGCUGCCCUAUCACUCUCGCCACCCGCAGCUCCGAUCUCCGGCGUCGGUUGUUUCAUUCUCAGUAUGCAUACUUGCACUGGAGCUAUCAUGGGUUCACUUCAACAGCCUGUAUGGAUUAAGGAAUCUACGUUCCUUCCAAAAGGACAUGGUGUUGGUGGAUUUCUACGUCAGGUGAAUCUUGGAUCACUUAGGCCAUGUAGAUCAUCUCAAAUUGAAGGUAGCUUAAUUACCGGGAAGCCACCGAGCUCUUAUGUUUCCGUCCCAGUUCCUAAAGGAGGAGGUGAUGGAAGCGGCUUUGUAGAUCAUGAACUGAGUGAUGUUGAUCCUGAAGUUAGUGCAAUAAUAGGCAAUGAGAAGCAACGUCAGUUUAGAAGCUUGGAGCUUAUUGCGUCAGAGAACUUCACGUCCCGAGCUGUUAUGGAAGCAGUUGGUUCUUGCCUUACCAACAAAUAUUCUGAAGGACUUCCUGGCAAAAGAUACUACGGUGGAAACGAGCACAUUGAUGAACUGGAAACUCUUUGUCAAAAGAGGGCUUUGGCUGCAUUUCACUUGGAUGAAAAGAAGUGGGGCGUUAAUGUUCAACCAUUAUCUGGUUCACCUGCUAAUUUUGAGGUUUAUACGGCUAUUCUUAGUCCUCAUGACCGCAUAAUGGGACUGGACUUACCGCAUGGUGGACACUUGUCUCAUGGAUUCAUGACUCCCAAGCGACGGGUUUCAGGAACAUCCAUAUAUUUUGAAUCUAUGCCUUAUCGUCUUGAUGAAUCUACAGGCCUAGUUGAUUAUGAUAUGCUAGAGAAAACUGCUAACUUAUUUCGUCCAAAACUUAUAAUUGCUGGUGCUAGUGCUUAUCCCCGAGAUUUUGACUAUCCUCGUAUGAGAAAGAUUGCAGAUGCUGUUGGUGCUUUUCUCAUGAUGGAUAUGGCUCAUAUUAGUGGACUUGUUGCUGCUUCUGUGGUUGGCAAUCCUUUUGAAUAUUGUGAUAUUGUGACAACCACAACACACAAGUCUCUCAGAGGACCUAGAGGCGGCAUGAUAUUCUUCAAGAAAGAUCCUGUUUUGGGCCUUGAAUUAGAAUCUGCCAUCAAUAAUGCUGUUUUCCCAGGGUUGCAGGGUGGUCCACAUAACCAUACAAUAGGAGGACUUGCAGUUUGCCUGAAGCAUGCUCAGUCUCCUGAAUUUAAAGCUUACCAAAACCAGGUGGUUUCAAAUUGUCGAGCUCUGGCUAAACGAUUGAUGGAGCUAGGAUACACACUGGUUUCAGGAGGGAGUGAUAACCAUUUGGUUCUUGUGGAUCUCAGGCCAUUGGGUCUUGAUGGUGCUAGGGUUGAGAAAAUUCUUGACAUGGCUUCUAUCACAUUGAACAAGAACUCGGUACCAGGUGACAAAAGUGCACUUGUGCCCGGCGGCAUUCGCAUCGGCUCACCGGCCAUGACAACUCGUGGUUUCACCGAAAAGGAAUUCGUUUAUAUCGCGGAUUUCAUUCACGAAGGGGUGCAGCUGACACGUGAGGUCAAACAGGCCGUCUCUGGGUCAAAGCUCCAAGAUUUCAUGAAGUUUGUAGCUGCUUCGGAUUUCGGUUACACAGACCAAAUUUCGGAUCUGCAAAAGAGAGUCGAGGCUUUGACGACCCAAUUCCCGAUCCCCGGGUUGUGAAAAGUAGCCCGAAACCUAUGAAUAUUAGGAUAAAAAGUGAUGGAUCAAGUUAUCAUCACUAGUUGGAUCUUUUGGUUUUGAUCAAAAAUUUUGCAACUCAAAAGAUAAGUUAUAAGGCUCAUGUUGUCAUAUGCACACCAUUUUGCAUGGGUGUUAUAUUGCGGUCAGGUGCCUUUAC